AUGCUGGUGCUGCUGGUGCUGGUGCUGGUGCUGCUGGUGCUGCUGGUGAGAGAGCUGCUGCCCAGUACUGCUUGGCUGGCGGAUGUCCCCCAUAUUGAGCUAUGCGUCACUGCCCGUAGCACUGCGGUGCUCACAUUGCUUGCUCCAUCACGACUGCACUACGAAGGACAUACUACUCACGCCAUACAGUUCCCAGUUGGUGGGCCAGGCCAUAUUCAAUCGCCGGGAAUUCCACUCGCCGCGACCGAAGACGCGGACCUUUUGUUCACUCCAUCUCUCUCUCUGCGUCUCGCGACCAAGACAGCAUACGCCGAAACCCGGCUACCUCCUACUCGAUCCGACCGACAGCUGGGCUCUCUCUCACACACACACUCCCUCCCUCCUGCACCCACCAAUCCUUUUUCGAGGGUGGAGCUCGAGUGUGCAGAGCCAGUGAGCCCGGUCUUGGUUGGUAGCGAGCCGGGGCAGCUGUCAACCUUCUGCAGCUCGCACCGCCAACCAGAGGCGUUGCUGCAGGCGUUCGUCUCUCGACACAGGUUACCUUAUUGCUGUGCAGGGACGUUGUCGCAUCGAUCGCGUCUGCCCUUCCCUGCCUUGCCCUGCCCUGCCCUGCCCUCACCUUCAUCAUCACCGUACAUUACCUACCUACACGCACGCACUCGCUCCCGCAGGCUAGACUCCCUUAGUACAGUACAGUGCAUUGGGCUGGGCUGGCGCAAGACUCGAGCGAUACCGACAGAAUUUCACAGAAGGCAGCAGAGAGAGUGGGGCGUCUCUUCCCCUCCCCUCCAUCCAUCGUCGCCCGCCAGACGCAUCUCGUCUCAUUGCACUGCCACUGAUCCCAUUGUCUGGUACCUCUCAGACUUGCACUGA
This is a messenger RNA of Sphaerulina musiva SO2202, 873 nucleotides long. RefSeq lists its product as uncharacterized. The transcript has 2 exons. Bases 1 to 873 code for a protein of 290 amino acids. Lineage: Eukaryota; Fungi; Ascomycota; Dothideomycetes; Mycosphaerellales; Mycosphaerellaceae. The record is from RefSeq and is a predicted model, not a curated record.